Papaver somniferum (opium poppy) is the source of this 1735-nucleotide messenger RNA. Its product is annotated as zinc-finger homeodomain protein 11-like. The record is from RefSeq and is a predicted model, not a curated record. Lineage: Eukaryota; Viridiplantae; Streptophyta; Magnoliopsida; Ranunculales; Papaveraceae. Gene Ontology annotation, molecular function: DNA-binding transcription factor activity; transcription cis-regulatory region binding. Gene Ontology annotation, biological process: regulation of DNA-templated transcription; regulation of developmental process. The transcript has a single exon. Bases 309 to 1457 code for a protein of 382 amino acids. Gene Ontology annotation, cellular component: nucleus.
CCCUGUAAACCCCCUCUCAGUUAAUUUUCAUUUAAUUUUUCAGGAAUUUUUUACCCACACCCAUACUCUUUCUUUCCUCUGUCCAUCUCAUCUCAUCUCAUCUCAUCACCAUUAAUCAUCUCUUCCACUUUUUCUAAAAACAGGUUAAUGGAUAUAUCAUAAAAUAUAUACAACCCUAUAUUCUUCAUCAUAAGCAUAAUCACAAAUCUUGAACCCUGAAAACGAACCCUGAAAACUAAAGAAAAGAGCUAGCAGAAGUGAAAUGAAUUUCCUAGUGCUUGAUUAAGCGAAGUUUGAUAACGCUAGCUAUGUUUAAUUUAUCCACAAUGGCAGAUUUCAUUAGUGAUCCACCAAGAAGAUCAAGAACAAGAACACCAACACCAACGACAACUCCAACGACGACAACUCCAGAAACAGAUACUGAAACUCCACCAACUAAACCAAUAACCGAUCGUCAACAUCUUCAUCCUCUUAGUCAACAUUUUAAUUAUAAUAACCCGUAUAAUAAUCACUCAAAAAUCAUCUUAUCUUUCACCAACGGGGGGCUCAAGCGUCAGCACCACCCGAAAACUCCCACCCCACCUCCUCCUCCCCCGGUGGUUGUUUACAAAGAAUGUCUGAAAAAUCACGCAGCAAGUUUAGGAGGUCACGCUUUAGAUGGAUGUGGAGAAUUCAUGACGUCUCCGACUUCAACAGCAGCAGCCAUUAACAAUAAUAAUCCUACUUUACUAAAAUGCGCCGCUUGUGGUUGUCAUAGAAAUUUUCAUCGUCGUGAACCAGAUAUCGAUGAAUAUUACCCAUUACCCCAGUAUCUUCAACUACCAGCGCCACCUGUUCCUCUUCUUCGAGGUCGUGAAAGAAGUCCUAAUUCAUCAGCAUCUCCACCACCAAUUUCCUCAGCUUAUUAUCCGUCUUCUGCACCACAUAUGUUGCUUGCUUUAAGUGCUGGUAAUUUAUCGUCUGGUCCACCGUCUGAUCAUCAUCAUCCUCAACAAGAACAGCAUCAUUAUCAGAAUCGGACGGGUAAUACUACUACUACCACUACUGUGACAACAACACCAGCUGCUGGGAAUGCUAAGUACUCAAAUGGUGGUGGUAGUGGAGGAAGCAGCAGUAGGAAAAGAUUCAGAACAAAAUUCAGUGAAGAACAGAAAGAUAAAAUGCGUACCUUUUCAGAGAAAUUAGGUUGGAAGUUGCAGAAGAGAGAUGAUAAUUUGAUUGCAGAAUUCUGUGAUGAAAUUGGAGUUGGAAGGAGUGUUCUGAAGGUUUGGAUGCAUAACAACAAAAACACUUUGGGUAAGGCUAAUCUUAGCAACAGUAUUAGUAGUAUUAAUCUUCAUACCAACAACAACAGCAACAACUAUAAUGGUAGUACAAGUCCAUCUAAUGACCACAAUUACCAGCACCAGGUCCAUCAUCACCAUCAUCAACAUAGUGGUUCUUCUUCUUCUGAUUAGUUAGUUAAUCUUUGAUUAAACAGUACUUUUUUGAGAUAUUUAGAGAGAAUGGGUCUUAUCAUUUAGUUUCAUUUUGUAAUUGUUGGUUUUCUCUCUUAAAUGUCUUUUUAAUUACACACUCUAUGUUAUGAUUAGGAAAAGAAAGAUGAGAAAUAUGGAGGACCUAUAUCAAAAUGCAAUCUUUCUGUAAUCUGUUCUUUUUUUUUGGCUAAAUCUUCAUUGAUCUCAAUGAGGGUUUAUGAAAUAUCUACAGUGUAACAGUAGUACAGCUUCAAUCA